This is a messenger RNA of Danio rerio (zebrafish), 3543 nucleotides long. The record is from RefSeq and is a predicted model, not a curated record. NCBI's taxonomy places the organism in Eukaryota, Metazoa, Chordata, Actinopteri, Cypriniformes, Danionidae.
GGCAGAGAUCAAUGCCACCAGAGUCCAGCUGCAAGAAGACUGAGAGAGACACAACAACUGAUCUGAGGGAAUUAAAGCUAAAUCUGUUAAGGAAGUUUCAGUGUUUGUCUGAAGGAACAGCAACCCAGGGAGACCCAACACUCCUGAAUGAGAUCUACACAGAGCUCUACAUCACAGAGAGUGACAGCGGAGAGAUCAAUAAUGAGCAUGAGGUGAGACAGAUUGAGACACAAUCCAGAAGAGCAGCAACAGAGGACACAUCUAUCCAAUGCAGAGACAUCUUUACACCUUUACCUGGACAAGACAAAGCCAUCAGAACUGUGCUGACCAAGGGAGUCGCUGGCAUUGGGAAAACAGUCUCUGUGCAGAAGUUCAUCGUGGACUGGGCUGAAGAGAAAGAGAAUCAGGACAUCCAGCUCAUAUUUCCACUUCCUUUCAGAGAGAUCAACCUGAUGAAGGACAGAACACUCAGUCUGUCAGAUCUGAUGUGUGUGUUUUUCCCUGAAACUAAAGAGAUGGAAAUAUCCAGUGAACAAUAUAAAGUGUUGUUCAUCUUUGAUGGUCUGGAUGAGUGUCGAGUGUCUCUAGAGUUUCACAGCAAUGUAAAACUGCAUGAUGUCUCUGAAUCUGCCCCAGUGGACGUGCUGCUGAUGAACCUCAUUGCAGGGAAUCUGCUUCCCUCUGCUCUCAUCUGGAUCACCUCCAGACCAGCAGCAGCAGAUCUCAUUCCCACUGAGUUUGUCCAUCGAGUGACAGAGGUACGAGGCUUCAAUGACCCUCAGAAGGAGGAAUACUUCAGGAAGAGAAUCAGAGAUCAGAGUCUGGCCGAUACAAUCAUCUCACACCUGAAGUCUUCCAGGAGCCUCCACAUCAUGUGCCACAUCCCAGUGUUCUGCUGGAUCUCAGCCACGGUUCUGGAGAAGAUCUUCAGUCAGGCAGAGAGAGGAGAGAUUCCCAAGACUCUCACUCAAAUGUACACACACUUCCUGAUCAUGCAGACCAACAUCAGACAUGAGAAGGACUAUGAGGAAAGGGUCAAGGAUGAAGAGAUGAUCCUCAAACUGGGGAAACUGGCUUUUGAGCAGCUUGUGAAAGGCAACCUGAUCUUCUAUGAGGAAGACCUGAGCGAGUGUGGCCUUGAUGUGACAGAAGCUUCAGUUUACUCAGGAUUGUGCACUGAGAUCUUCAGAGAGAAGUUUGGGUUGAAUCAGAGUAAAGUUUUCUGCUUUGUUCAUCUGAGCCUUCAAGAACAUCUAGCAGCUCUAUAUGCUCAUCACUCCUUAUCAAACCAGAACAGGAACGUGUUUAAACAAACAAAACAAAAUCUGUUGUCUAAGGUUUUAAACCAGAAGAAACAUGAUUCAUUAUCUGUUCUCCAUCAGACAGCUGUGAAAAAGGCUUUACAGAGUGUAAAUGGACAUCUGGAUAUUUUCCUGCGUUUUCUUCUGGGUCUCUCACUGGAGUCCAAUCAGACUCUUCUACGAGAACUACUGACACAGCCAGGAAGCUGCUCCUACAACAAAGAGAAAACAGUUCAGUACAUCAAGCAGAAGAUCAGGGAGGUUGACUCUCCAGAGAGAUCCAUCAAUCUGUUCCACUGCCUGAAUGAACUGGGUGAUCAUUCACUGAUGAAGGAGAUCCAGCAUUAUCUGAAAUCUGGACGAAUAAGAGAAACCAAACUUUCCUCUUCUCAGUGGUCAGCUCUGGUUUAUGUGUUGCUGACAUCAGAGCAGAAGUUAGAUGUUUUUGAUCUAAAAUAUUUUAUUGCACAAAAAACAACAGCAGAUGAAGUUCUUCAGAAGCUGCUGCCUGUGAUGAGAGAAUCCCGAUCAGUUCAGAUUAGACGUCGUGGAGUCACAGAUAAAGGUUGGGCUGCUCUUGCUUCAGCUCUGCGAUCAAACUCUUCACAUCUAACAGAACUGAAUCUGUCACAGAAUAUACUAGAAGACUCAGGAAUGGAGCUGCUUUCUGAUGGACUAAAAGAUCCUCAUUGUAAACUAAAGAAAUUGAGGUUGAUUAGGUGUGGAGUUACAGAUGAAGGUUGUGCUGCUCUUGCUUCAGCUCUGGGAUCAGACUCCACACAACUGACAGAACUGGAUCUCUCACUGAAUUAUCUUGGAGAUUCAGGAAUGAAGCUGCUCUCUACAGGACUGAAGGAUCCUCACUGUAAACUGGAGAUACUGUGGUUGGAGGAGUGUGGAGUCAGAGAUGAAGGUUGUGCUGCUCUUGCUUCAGCUCUGAGAUCAGACUCCUCACACCUCACAGCACUGAAUCUGAGUAAAAAUAUAUUAAGAGACUCAGGAGUGAAGCUGCUCUCUGAUGGACUGAAGGAUCUUGAAUGUAAAUUGGAAAUACUGUGGUUGAUUAUGUGUCAAGUCACAGAUGAAGGUUGUGCUGCUCUUGCUUCAGCUCUGACAUCAAACUCUUCACACCUGGGAGAACUAAAUCUGACUAGAAAUAAACUAGGAGACUCAGGAGUGAAGCUGCUCUCUGAUGGACUGAAGGAUCCUCACUGUAAAUUGAAGAAAUUGGGGUUGAUUGAGUGUGGAGUCAGAGAUGAAGGUUGUGCUGCUCUUGCUUCAGCUCUGACAUCAGACUCCACACAACUGAAAGAAUUGAGUCUGUCUGAAAACUAUCUAAGAGAUUCAGGAGUGAAGCUGCUCUCUGAUGGACUGAAGGAUCCUCACUGUAAACUGGAGAAACUGUGGUUGGAGUAUUGUGAAGUCACAGAUAAAGUUUGUGCUGAUCUUGGAUCAGCUCUGAAAUCAGACUCCUCAAACAUGACGCAAUUGAGUCUGUCAUUUAAUAAACUAGGAGAUUCAGGAGUGAACCAUCUCUCUGAAGGACUGAAGGAUCCUCACUGUAAACUGGAGAAACUGUGGUUGAGUUUUUGUGGAGUCACAGAUGAAGGUUGUGCUGCUCUUGCUUCAGCUCUGAGAUCAAACCCUGAACACCUGAGGCACCUGGAUAUAACUGAAAAUAAACUGGGAGACUUAGGAAUGAGAAUGCUCUCUGAUCUGAAAGAUGAUCCACAUUAUAAGCUAAAUAAACUCAAGUUGAGACAGACUGAGCAUCUCUGGAUAGAUCAUCAGAAGAAAAUGAUGGCCGCUGUGUGUCAAAAUAUAAUUUAUGGCUCUUGAUUUUUGGCAACAGGUGUCAACUUGAUGACAUCCUGUAUGCCUAAAAGGAUUGUUUAUGAAUCUGCCAUAUGGAGGUACAGGAAGAGUUCCACCAUUUUGGUUUAACCAUGUGUCAUGUUUUCACCUACCUCGCUCCCAUCUCCUCUUAACUUGUAUAGUCUAGGUAAAAUGAACGAAAUAAUUUCAGUGGCGGCCAGCAACGAAGUAAAUGAAAUUCGUUAUUGUACUUAAGUAUUUUUCCAUGUAUCUGUACUUUACUUGAGCAUUUUCAUAUGGCGAGACUUUGCACUUUAACUUCACUACAUUUCAAAGCCAAAUACUUUACUUUUUUACUCAAUUACCUUUUUACAAACCAGUCAUUCCUUUUUAUUUAUAUGGGUGGAUUAAAAUCCAUGUUUUUUUA